CUUUGCCAGUAUAAGUAUAGACCGCGAUUCUCUUUUGUACACAUUCGUCACAAUGAGGUUACUAGCCGUGGUUCUGUUGUUCGCUUUGGCGUAUGCCAAGCACGAGAAAUAUGAGGGAUGGAAAUCCUACUAUGUAGGACCAGCGUCCGCUGAACAGCUGAAGGCUUUCGGACCGAUCAUCGACCAGUAUAACGUCGAUGUUCUAAGUCACCCCAUCGUUCAACGCGAGGGCGUUGUUCUGGUGGCUCCAAAAUAUCAGGCCGGCUUCACCAAGGCUUUAGAAGACUUGGCUAUCGAGUACAAGGUGCAUGCUGAGAAUGUAAAAGCUGCCUUGGACUAUGACGAUACACUGAUUGCGGCUAAGAAGGCACGCGACUUGAUGAGGAAUGGCGGAAGAAAUCUUCCUUAUGAUAACUAUCAAACUCUAGAAACGAUCUACGCUUACAUACUCGACGUUGCAGCUCGUUUCCCUGAUACCGUCACUUUGGUCAGCCCCGGAAAUUCCUUCGAAGGCCGCCCCAUCUACUACCUGAAGAUUUCCACCACAAACUUCCAAGAUGAGACGAAACCCGUGAUCUUUAUUGAUGGCGGUAUCCACGCCAGGGAGUGGAUUUCCCCACCUUCGGUUACCUGGAUGAUUCAUAAGUUGACUGAAGAUGUGACUGAGCCUGAUCUUCUGGAGAACUUUGAUUGGAUCAUCCUGCCUGUGGUCAAUCCUGAUGGAUAUGCUUUUACCUUCUCAUCGGAUCGUUUCUGGCGCAAAACUCGCUCAACUGACAGUCACCUCUGGAGCAGCUUAUGUCCUGGAGUAGACGGUAACCGCAACUUUGACUUCUUCUGGGGCACUGUUAGCACCAGCACCUCACCUUGCUCAGACACAUACGGUGGGAGCCAACCCUUCUCCGAGAUCGAAACCAGAGUAGUGAGGGACCUGCUUCAUCAAUACCUUCACCGUAUGGCUUUAUACUUGACCAUGCACAGUUACGGUAGCAUGAUCCUCUACGGAUGGGGUCAUGACGGAUCUCUAUCUAAUAACGCUUUCGCUCUCCAUACUGUUGGUGUCAAUAUGGCUACCGCGAUCGAUGCUCAGAAACUGCCUAACUUCCCUAACUAUACCGUCGGCAACGCAGUCUUGGUGCUCUGGUAUGGCGCGUCCGGUGCCUCUGAGGACUAUGCGCAUCUGAUCGGUGUCCCGUUGUCUUAUACUUAUGAGUUGCCUGGUCUCCAGGGUGGUUUCGAAGGAUUCCACCUGGAUCCUAUCUACAUCGAACAGGUCUGCCGCGAGACGUGGGAGGGUAUUGUCGUGGGAGCCAGAAGAGCCGGAGAGUUGUUCAGAUGAAGGAUUUUUUAUUAAAUAUGUUUAUGCCUUA
This is a messenger RNA of Cydia strobilella, 1370 nucleotides long. Its product is annotated as carboxypeptidase B-like. Bases 53 to 1339 code for a protein of 428 amino acids. Gene Ontology annotation, biological process: proteolysis. The record is from RefSeq and is a predicted model, not a curated record. Gene Ontology annotation, molecular function: zinc ion binding; metallocarboxypeptidase activity. The transcript is spliced from 5 exons. NCBI's taxonomy places the organism in Eukaryota, Metazoa, Arthropoda, Insecta, Lepidoptera, Tortricidae.